Messenger RNA from Phytophthora sojae, 2664 nucleotides. RefSeq lists its product as hypothetical. Bases 1 to 2664 code for a protein of 887 amino acids. The transcript is spliced from 4 exons. Gene Ontology annotation, biological process: microtubule-based movement; mitotic spindle organization. The record is from RefSeq and is a predicted model, not a curated record. Gene Ontology annotation, molecular function: microtubule binding; microtubule motor activity; ATP binding. Lineage: Eukaryota; Oomycota; Peronosporomycetes; Peronosporales; Peronosporaceae.
AUGACUGCGAACGCGAACGCCUCAGCGCCUGCCUCGUCCUCGGGCGGGGGCUCCCCGACGCCCGAGCUCGCCAGCAUCAAGGUCUUCUGCCGCCUGCGCCAGCAGAACCAGCUCGAGAAGCGCGAGAUGGCCGUGCAGUGUACGACCGUGGUGGGGGGACGGACCAUGUUCCUGCGCAACGAGCGCUGCGAGGUGGACGAGAUCCGCUGCACGUUCGACCGCGUCUUCGACAUCAACUCGACGCAGGAGGAGGUCUACGCCCACACGGCUAAACCGCUCCUCCACGAGUUCCUGCAGGGCUACAACUGCACCAUCUUCGCCUACGGACAAACGGGCUCCGGCAAGACGCACACGAUCUUGGGGCCCAAGGACGGCGUGCUCGUGAGCGCCGACGAGGAGGGCGGCAUCAUCUCGCGCGUGGCCAAGGACCUGUACGAGGAGGUGGAGCGAGCCAAGACGGACCCCAUCGAGCUCAACGUGUCGUUCGUGGAGAUCUACAUGGAGCAGAUCCGCGACCUGCUCAGCCCCAGCAGCAGCAGUGGCAACAUCGGGGCGCCGACGAACGGAGGACUCAAGAUCCGCGAGAGCGCGCAGCACGGCGUGUACGUGGAGGAGAUGACGCGCAUCCCGAGCAAGUCCGAAGCCGCCAUGAUGGAGCUGGUCAAGAGCGGCACGCUCAGUCGCGCCGUAUCCUCCACGCGCAUGAACAAGGACUCGAGUCGCAGUCACACGAUCCUCAUGAUCUCCUGCGUUCGGCCCGUGAGCGGACGACGCGCCACGAUGUACAUCGUUGAUCUUGCAGGCUCGGAGCUCGUGAACAAGACGAACGCCAGCGGUCGAGUGCUGCAGGAAGCCAAAGCCAUCAACAAGUCGCUCUCGGCUCUCAGCAACGUCAUCAAGGCUCUUGGAGAAGGCAAGCGUCAUGUGCCCUAUCGCGACUCGAAGCUCACGCGUCUGCUGCAAGACUCGCUUGGAGGCACUGCCAAGACGUGCCUCAUCCUGGCGGCCUCGUGCAGCUCGUACAACAUGGCCGAGACCAUCUCCACGCUCCGCUUUGGACUGCGCGCCAAGGAGAUCAAGAACCCCGUUAUUCAGCGGACCGAUGGCGGAGAGGGUGGCGCUGGCUUCGCCACGGGCAUCAUCUUCAAGGAGCUCUACCAGCGAGCGAUGGAGGAUAUGGAGGCCAAGAACCGCAAGAUCGACGAGCUCCAGAGACUGUUAGCUGCAAAGUACCAGGAGAAUCAGCACCCCGACGAAGCGGAGCUAGCUGCGAACAGCCUCGCGACGGCAGCUGUGCAAGACGCUGGCAAGCCCCAGGACACGGACGCCUCGGACGGUGACCACUCCAGCCAAGAAGGCGACAACGAAGAGGAGGACGGUGAGAGUGCCGACGACGAUGAAGAGGGUGAUGACGAAGACAACGACCCGGCACAGACGGACGCCAAGAACAUUACCAAGCUCGAGCUCGCGAACCAAGCGCUCCAGGAAGAAAACAAGCGGCUGUUUGGCGUGCUGGAAACACUCGAGAAGAAGCUCGACGAGGUGACGGUGGAUCUGUCCACGGGCAGGCCGAUACUAACUCUUUCAAGCGAGCGCCAAGGCGCCAGCGAAGAGGAUAGCGCGGAAAUGCGAGAAGCUGCGGCGGCGCCUUCGCUCAAGGUUUGGUUGGAGAGUGAUAACUGGCGGAAAUCCCUCGAGUCCCGAUCCGAGCGCCAAGAAGCGGCAAGUCCUGCUAAGCAACAGCGGUCACAGACGUCAGAAGUCAAGGAAUCGCCUGGUGUGACGGAUAUAUUACCUCAGGCACCUCUAGAGACCCUGAAAGCCCCGCCAGCCUUGAAUGAAAUGACCGGAGCCGUGUUACCGUCGCUGCAGGGGGCAAUGCCACCUUGCUCCAAGCCCGACUGCGUGCAUCAUGCUGACGCCGAAGCACUCUCUCGGCAGAUUGUGGAGUUGAAGCUUCAGCUGCAUUAUCUGACGGAGAACGCGCGACUGUCGCUCAGCGGAGAGAGCUACAACAUCAUGAUCGAGAACGCCCGGCUGAAGACGAGGAUCGAGGAGCUCGAGUUCCAGGCGAACCUGUGCAACGUCGCGUGUAGCCAGCUCGAGAUGAAGAACCGCGCGUGCGAGACGCGACUGAGCAACCAGGAGACGCACAUCGGCUGUCUGCAGAACUCGCUGCAGGAGUACCAAGGUCUUUUCAAGCAGCAGAUCAUUAUGUCGCAGGAGAAGUGCCGCCUGCUCACGGACGAGCUCGAAUUCUACAAGAAGCUGGCCAGGUGCAGCCAGGAGAGUUACCAGCAUCUCGGCGGUGGCGGUAACUCUCCCGGUCGCCGCAACAAAGGCAGAAGCCCCAGUCCGCGUAAAACCGCCAGCAACGGAGGAGCCUCCAGCUUUCCAUCGCUCUCGCUCCUCGCCCUGUGGCCAAGCUUCGGGUCGCUGUCCAGGUCCAGCAGCGCCGGCUCCGAUGUCACGCUGACUGCAAGGGCGCGGCAGUUCAUCGUCAAGCCGACGGGGGAAAGAGCUGCGGGCAUCGCCGACCCUACAGAGCAGUGGCAGAAGACAAGUAGUGUGGAGGACCUGAGCCUGAGCCUGGACGAGUUGGCUCAGUCCGCCACGCUUCCCGCCUCGCCCGUCACGUCCCCUCCUCCUCCUUGCAGUAAGUAG